Oncorhynchus nerka (sockeye salmon) is the source of this 2794-nucleotide messenger RNA. Its product is annotated as claudin-12. NCBI's taxonomy places the organism in Eukaryota, Metazoa, Chordata, Actinopteri, Salmoniformes, Salmonidae. Gene Ontology annotation, cellular component: plasma membrane. The record is from RefSeq and is a predicted model, not a curated record.
GUCACAUUCUAUUGCCGACCACGGGGACGCGCAAGAAGCGAGUGCGCUACGGACGGGAAACAGCUCCUUGGAACUGAAAAACUCAACAACGAAUUGGAAUGGCUGCGAUUUCGCCCUAAUAAAUGCGUUAAACGUUACAAAAAUCAAAGAACAGGAAGUCCUGUUGACAUCACCUCCUGUCUGCGGCUAUGUCGUGCCGGGACAUCCACGCCACCAAUGCCUUCUCCUUCAUCAUCGCCUUCAUCUCCGUGGGCGGCAUCGCUGUGGCGGCGCUGAUCCCACAGUGGCGAGUGACACGACUUGUCACCUUCAACAAAAACGCCAAGAACAUCAGCGUCUAUGAUGGCCUGUGGGCCAAGUGUGUGAAACAAGAUGGCUACUCUGGCUGCUACUACUACGACUCAGAGUGGUAUUCUAAAGUGGACCAGUUGGACCUGCGACUGCUCCAGUUCUGCCUGCCGACUGGGCUACUGUUUGGCUCCCUGGCCCUGGUGCUAUGUAUGGCAGGCAUGUCUAAGACAUGCUGCUGCUCUGAUAAGGCUGAGACAGACAUCAAGAAUACCCGCUGUCUGGUCAACAGCGCAGGCUGCCACCUAGUGGCCGGGAUGUUCCUGUUCCUGGGCGGUGCUAUCGCCCUGGCGCCUUCCGUGUGGUUCCUGUUCCGGACCAAAGAGAUGAACAUCAGGUACGACCGCAUCUUCUCAGACGGGUUCGCGGUCUACGUGGCCAUCGGCUGUUCUGGCGGCCUCAUGCUCGCCGCCCUGCUGAUGUUCAUGUGGUACUGCAUGUGUAAGAAGCUACCCUCUCCCUUCUGGCUGCCUCUCCCCACACUCCCUAACUCCCUCUCCAUCCAGCCCCUCACAGCCAACGGGUACCCCCCCUCCCCCGUCUACACCCCUCAGACCUUCCCUCCACAGGGGUACGUCCCCACUGUGAUGGAUGCCCAGCCCUACGCUCCCUCCCAGGGCUACCCUCAGAGCGUAGCCCCACUGGCCCAGCAGCCUCAGCAGGUCUAUAUGUCCCAGAUGUCAUCCCCGGAUGGGUAUGGGUCAGAGGUGGGUCAGAACCAGGCUUACAGCUAUGCCCCGUCCCAGAGUUAUGCCCCCUCUCAGGUGGGCUACGCCCCCAGCUACAUAGGCCACCGCUACUCCACACGCUCACGCAUGUCUGGCAUAGAGAUAGACAUCCCUGUUCUAACACAAGGCCUCUGAGGGAGGGCUGCUGCAAGAACACUGAGUCCUGGUUCCAUUUAGCUGUCCUGUCUCCUGUAAAGGGUGUGUACUGUCAGUGAAGGAUAUGACUGUUGGUCAGUCUGCACUAGAAAUACAACUGUUUGUAAGUCGCUCUGGAUAAGAGCGUCUGCUAAAUGACUUAAAUGUAAAUGUUAAAUGUACUCAACCAAGCACUGCACUGUUAGACACAGUUUAGUAUGCAGGCUCCACAUCUGGUGAAAGGACACCAGAGAUGCCCCAUAAUGAAAUCUGAAUUCACUGUUGCAUUUUGAUAGAAAAUAUUGUUUUCUAAUUGCACCUAUUUGUACAUCUCUUAAUGUAAAUCUGCUUGAAACCUCAUAGCAUUUCUACACUGUGUAUAUUGUGUUCACUAAUAUUUCAACUGCUAAGAAAUUAACUAAACUGUACUUUAACCGUGAGGUAAAAGGGAGUGACACUAACUGGCUGUGAUGUCUUUGUUGUGCCUGUUUAUAUUAUUGGUCUGUUAAGAAAUACUACUGCUGUGCCUUGUUCAGAACAGCCAUAUUACAUUGCUUAGUUAUUCUGUUUUUGUAUUAAUACUGUUUCUUUUGUUCUGCUAGUUUUCUACACGUGCUGUUUUUGGGCGUUGGAAAUAUGAUAAUAUGCUGUAACAUGUGAGAAGACAUGGGAAUGUCCUAAUGACUCAUCAACAGUACAGCAGUGGCUCUAAGGCCAUGACUUUUUAUAUGUACACAUGGAUUAGAUCAUUUUGUAUCUAAUUCACAUAUCAUGAUGCCACCGUACAUCAAUCAAAUGUCACAAAGUGCAAUAUCAUGAAGGUAGUUGUUGAACUGUCUCCUUUGUUAAGGUGCCUGGGAGAUAUGAUUGAACCAGAACACAUACUGCUCCUCUGUGGCUCUGUCUGCUACUCAGACCAAAGGAACGUCAAAAUGAACAUCUUAUUUUAGCUCUGGAACACUGCCAUCUGUCGCCUGUCCUUUUUGUCAAAUUGUACGUCUACACUGAGCUGUGAAAGCAAACGUAGAGCUACUCUGGUUUCCACUUCAUUCAUCCACUACUGGGCUCCUGAGUGGCGUAGCAUCUCAGUGCUAGAGGUGUCACUACAGACCCUGGUUUGAUUCCAGGUUGUAUCGCCAUGAUUGGGAGUCCCAUAGGGCGGCGCACAAUUGGCCCAGCAUUUUCCGGGGUAGGCCAUUAACUGACUUGCCUAGUUAAAUAAACUGUCAUUGAUUUCACAUGAAGGGGAGGGGGGGGUUCACUACACUAACAUCACAUUCCAUUGGCUGUGCUGGUUCUAAAAUGGUAGAACACUGACUGUAUGCACUGGGCCUCUUAUGAUUCUACAAUCUAGAGAAAGGAUUCUGUGAUUUGUUGCAUUCUAUCCCUAAACACUAGUUUUGACCAAACUGUCCUCUAACUCGUGUGUUGACUUCAUCUUUACUACCCCUUGUAUCAGCCGUAACGUAUCCGACAUGCUCUCUCUGUUGCAGUGCUGCAUGUACAGUCUAAUGUUCUUAUCUCUAUGGAAAAUGUCUUUGUUCACCAGACCUUUUUCUCAAUAAAAAUUGUAUCUAAUUAAA